Molecule: messenger RNA, 3665 nt
Organism: Monascus purpureus
Lineage: Eukaryota; Fungi; Ascomycota; Eurotiomycetes; Eurotiales; Aspergillaceae
Source: the annotation of a GenBank genome assembly
GGAGCUGCACAACCACUAGCGCAGCUUGGCACAACUCGCCCCCGAAUUCCUCUUCUCUUCUCUUCUUCUUCCUGCCCGCUACCUCCCCUGCGUCCUGCUAGUAGCCCUUCUGCCUCCCGGUUUGCCCUGCUCGCCGUUUUCCUCUUUCUUCCGCCCUGUCCCUCCACCUGUCAUCUUCCCUUCUUGCGUCUUGUCUUUCGUCAUCUGCCUCUGCCUUGAUUAUAUACCUCCUUAUUGACCGCGCGCUGUCUGGUAACCAAAGCAAGCUCUGCGCACUCUGCUACCCUGAGUGCGGCCCCUUCUUUGGGCAUCCUUUUGUCUUUUUUCUUAUCCUUAAAAGGCCAUCUACUUUUUCUUUUUUUCUUCCCUGUUUAUUAUUCAUUCAUCUAUUUCACCCGACUUCCUAGUCUGCUAGACCGUUGCCUGGCGCGCACCACCAACGGCCUUGUCGCGUGUCCUCAGCCGGAGAAAUUGCUCCAACAACUCGUACUACCACUGCCGUGUGAACUGUCAGUCCGUGAAACCUCGCAGAGGAUUCACGUUGCACGACGCCUUGCGCUUGGGAUUGACAUCACUGUCGCAACCCGUUUCGCACUCCGCUUCUGCAGUGUCCUGUCGGGGUUUACACUUUCGAGUCGCAACCCCAACAGACCCUCCAAACAGCCAUGUCGCAUACCCAACCGUCACCCACAGCCGUCGUGGCCCACCAUGGCCACCUCGCUGCCCAUCCCCAGGUCAACGGCCAUCUGCCUUUGCAGCCUCAAGCCCAGAAGGCACCCGUUCUGACCACUGCCCAAAAAAUUGCUGCGCUCAACGAACAAGUCUGGCUCCAGAUCGGGAGUCUGACCGAAUUGAUGGGCGAUCUCGACGGUGCUAUGAAUGCUUAUGAGCAAGCUCUGAGACACAACCAAUGGUCUAUUCCCGCAAUGAAUGCUAUAUCUUGCAUUUUGCGCACCAAGGAGCAGUUUCCAAAGGCUGUUGAAUAUCUCCAAAAUAUCGUGAAACUGGAUCCGACCAGCGGAGAAACAUGGGGCAGUUUGGGUCAUUGCUAUCUUAUGAUGGAUAACCUGCAAGAAGCAUACACUUCCUAUCAACAGGCGCUGUACCACCUGCGUGAUCCUAAGGAACCAAAACUGUGGUAUGGUAUUGGUAUCUUGUAUGAUCGCUAUGGCUCCCUUGACCAUGCCGAGGAAGCUUUCUCCCAGGUCAUGCGGAUGGCCCCGGACUUUGAGAAGGCAAAUGAAAUUUACUUCCGCCUGGGAAUCAUCUACAAACAACAGCAGAAGUUCACCCAGAGCUUAGAGUGCUUCAAGUAUAUCGUGACCGAUCCCCCCCGGCCCUUGACUGAAGAGGACAUCUGGUUCCAGAUUGGUCAUGUUCAUGAACAACAGAAGGAUUUCGAGUCUGCACAAGCUGCCUACCGGCGAGUCCUGGAUCGAGACCCCAACCACGCAAAAGUACUGCAGCAACUCGGAUGGCUAUUCCAUCAACAGAGCAACAGCUACGCCAGUCAGGAAAAAGCAAUUGAGUAUCUCGAGAAGUCCGUCAGUGCUGAUAAUAGCGACGCCCAAAGCUGGUACCUUCUUGGACGCUGCUACAUGUCACAGGCCAAAUAUCCCAAGGCGUAUGAAGCCUACCAACAGGCAGUCUACCGCGAUGGCCGUAAUCCCACGUUCUGGUGCUCCAUUGGUGUACUCUACUACCAGAUCAAUCAGUACCGUGACGCACUUGAUGCGUACUCCCGUGCAAUCCGUCUGAACCCCUACAUCUCGGAAGUGUGGUAUGACUUGGGGACUCUGUAUGAAUCUUGUAAUAACCAAAUCGCUGAUGCCCUUGACGCAUACUCGCGUGCUGCUGAUCUGGAUCCCAACAACGUCCACAUCAAAGCGCGCCUGCAGCUUCUCCAAAGUCAGCUUGCAGGUUCAAGCCAGAACAACGCUCCGGCCCCUCAGCCCCAGGACAUCCACCCCCAGGCUUACCAAGCUCCAGGAGUUGGUGCGCCCCCAGCGCCGCAGUGGGGCACUCCGGCGCCUACCGGAGGCCCCCCUCCGCAAGCCCCUGCCCCUCCAAGGCAGGUAACGGACUGGAAUCGUGGUAUCAACGAGAUUCCAGCUCAACAUCAGCCGCAUGUACUGAACGGUCUUGACCAUCGUGAUGGCGGCCGGACGCUGGUGUCUGCCCAGCAGCCAAGCCCACGGCAGGAGCAAGUACGGGCUUUUCCUGAACCUGUUCGCGUGCCCCCAGCGCCUCGUUCGCCUAAGGCCGCUCUGACUGUUACGACUGCCAGCUACCCACCCUCUCACGCUAUGCCACAAUUGGCAAGCACGCAGGGUCCUCCCCUCGAUAGAAUCCCCGCCACCUCUGCUGCCUUUGCCUCUUCAGCCAGAGGUCCUCUGCCCGCUGCGCCCGUUUCGACUGCCGCCAGCGUCCCUAACGGUGUCCCAGUGACUGCUGCUGCAACUCUACCUCCUUACCAUCGCCCUUUCACGCCGCCGACUGAGAUUAGACCGAUCCGUGAUGAACGCGUGUCAUCUCCGGGCUCCACUUAUCCGCACCAGCAAUUCCAUCAUGGUCCAAGUGCACCUACCCCAGUGACCCACGCUGGCAUCGCUGGAGGUGCCCCUCCACCUGCCGCUGCGAUCACGGCUGCCGAAGCGGCUGCUCGGGAGCGUGAAGACCGCCCUACGCCCGCAAUGAAGCGUACCAGAGAAUGGGAGGCUGAGCCGGGUCCUUCAAAAAAGAUUGCCAAUGAAGAGAGCCGCGCUCGCCUUGAUGAGCGUCUCCCUCGCCGCGCAACCCCACCAGCUAAUGGACCAGCGUCCGGAGAGAUACCACGUCCUGGUGCCCCGGAAGCUCGACAUGAGGAGCAGGGCCGCGGAGGCGAGAACUAUCACCCAUCGGAGGCUGCACACCAUCCACCAACACUGCCAUCUAUCCAACAUAUGCCACCGCAUUCCUCCACCAGCCUUCCUCCGAUUGACAGUUCUAUUCCUACUUCCAAUGGUGUUGCUUCCGGACCACCAUCAGCUCACUCACAACCGAAGGAAGAACCUGUUCGUAGCGAGCAACAGCUUCUUCAUGAGCCAGCGGCGCGGAAGAUGGACGUGGAUGAAAACUAUGACGAUGAAGGCGACGAUGAGAAGAAGGCAGGCAUUGUGUCUAAAGGCAGCCCGCAUGGUAGUGGCACGGGCAAUACCACUGGUGGCGCUCAGGGUUCGCAGGCCAAAUCGGAGCCUGCAGUGUAGGAAUACGCCUUGUCAAUCGUUUCUUCUUUCUUUUUGUGUGCGCGUGCGUGUGUGUUUGUGUUUGGUAUAUAUUGAUUAGCGGGGUGGGUUUAGUGAAGGCUUCUACUUCAAUGUACGGAAGAAUGGGGGAGAUACCUGAGAACGGGCAGUAUAACCUGGACUGGCGAUUUGGCACAGGAUUGUAGGGCUGUGUUUAUUUUCUAUUUUAGCAAUAGAAGUAUUACCAGGUCUUCUUAUGUGAUGGUAGACGUGCAUUUUGCAGUCCUGCAUGGAGACGUUGAUGAUCAGGAAAUUGGACGCAUCACCUGAUAAGAUUGAGAUGAAAGGAGGGGCAGAUGGGGACCCUAAUGAGUAGCAGAAUAGAUUCAUGAAUAAUGCAGAUUCUAAGCUUGGUCUGCUCUUCGAAGGUUAAUUCUGAAC